Aedes aegypti (yellow fever mosquito) is the source of this 1790-nucleotide messenger RNA. RefSeq names its product lipase 3. The record is from RefSeq and is a predicted model, not a curated record. The coding region runs from base 588 to 1775 and encodes 395 amino acids. The transcript is spliced from 2 exons. Gene Ontology annotation, biological process: lipid metabolic process. NCBI's taxonomy places the organism in Eukaryota, Metazoa, Arthropoda, Insecta, Diptera, Culicidae. Gene Ontology annotation, molecular function: hydrolase activity, acting on ester bonds.
AUGUAGUCAUUUGGUUGGUUACUUGUUUAAGUACAGCUGAUCUCGCGAUACUGGAGAAGCAACCAUAAUCUACGCUUUGAUGAACAUUAAAAGAGUUGUCCAAAUAUUAAUCUACUGGGCUUAUGAACAACUUUCGGAAUCUUUCGAAGCACUCAGCGAGAAAUUCUACCACGAAUUCCUGUAAGGAUUCAAGGAGGAACUCCUGGAAUAAUUACAUUAUGAUUGCGUGUGGAACUUGUGAAGGCGACUCGGGUACAUCUUGAAAAUCUCCAAGGUCCAGAAUCACCAACGAUCAGAAAUUCCCAUUCAGAAUUCCUAAUUGAAAACCCAAAUCUCGUCGUCUAAAGUCAAACAAGAGACAUUUUCACAAAUCCCAGGCGAAAUCCUGGACGUGUUCGUGAGAAAUUCCUUGAUAUUUUCAGUGUUUGCCUUGGAAAUUUCAGAAAACUCAGGAAUGUCUGGAAGAAUGUUAGCAGAUAUCCCAGGAAUAAAAUUUAGAAGUUAUUUUUGACGGAGAUUUGGACCCCUAAAAUCCCUAAUCCCAACUCAUUAUUGCUACCAACCAUCCACAGGAAAUCAUUCCACCUAUGCUGACGGCAUCACUAACAACUCUCCUGAUCACAGCCGGGGCCAUCCAACGUGCCCUGGCCGGCACGGAACAACUUGUAAAACGAAUGGGUCUUCCAGUCGAAAAACACCGAGCAGUAACGUCCGAUGGGUACGUCCUGACCAUGUUCCGCAUUCCCGCGAACAAUACCAACUCUCCGGUAGCGUUCCUGCAGCAUGGCCUCAUAGCCUCGUCAGCCGAUUGGGUCAUCCUGGGUCCCGGUAAAUCGCUAGCUCACUCGCUGGUCACAGCAGGCUACGACGUGUGGAUGGGAAACUUCCGAGGCAACACCAUCUCCCGGAAGCACGUCUCGUUGGACCCGGCCCAACCGCAGUUCUGGGACUUCAGCUGGCACGAAAUAGGCCUGUACGACCUUCCGGCAAUGAUCGAUUACGUUCUGAAGAAGACCGGCCAAAAGACGCUACACUACGUGGGACAUUCGCAGGGGACUACGGCAUUCUUCGUGAUGGCGUCAAUGAAGCCGGAAUACAACUCCAAAAUUCUUUCGAUGCAGGCGUUGGCCCCGAUUGCGUUCAUGGGUCAAAUGAAGUCUCCUUUCAUACGGGCGAUAGCACCAUUCUCCACUCAGAUUGAGUGGACCAUGCGUAUGUUGGGCGUCAACGAGCUUCUUCCCAGCCACAAGAUGAUGAUUGCCGGAGGCCAGAAGGCUUGUGAAGACACCUCGACUCUCCAGGAAGUGUGCGUCAAUGUGAUCUUCCUGAUCUGUGGAUACGAUUCGGCCCAACUGAACCGAACCCUGCUGCCGACCAUUGUGCAGCACACUCCGGCAGGGGCUUCCGUCAAGCAGUUGGCUCACUACGCCCAAGGGAUCAACAGUGGGCGUUUCCGACAGUUCGACCACGGCGUGGUGGGUAACGUGAUGAACUACGGAUCCAGUACGCCACCCAGCUAUCCUCUGAAGAGGAUUACGGCGCCGGUGUUUCUUCACUACGGAGACAAUGACUGGUUGGCGGCGGUUUCGGACGUUCGUCUGCUCUAUCGGCAGCUCGGCAAUGGGACACGGUUGCUUCGGGUUCCGGAGAAGCAGUGGAAUCAUCUGGAUUUUAUCUACGCUACGGGAGCGAAGAGUUUGCUGUACAAUCGAGUGAUGGAUUUGAUGAAUCGGUAUAAUAAUGCAAUGCCGGAGAAAUAUAGGAUGGAAGAAUGAAUUUUCUGAACAGAA